This is a messenger RNA of Neltuma alba, 1453 nucleotides long. RefSeq names its product pre-mRNA cleavage factor Im 25 kDa subunit 2. The record is from RefSeq and is a predicted model, not a curated record. NCBI's taxonomy places the organism in Eukaryota, Viridiplantae, Streptophyta, Magnoliopsida, Fabales, Fabaceae. Gene Ontology annotation, molecular function: mRNA binding. Gene Ontology annotation, cellular component: mRNA cleavage factor complex. The transcript has 7 exons. The coding region runs from base 117 to 719 and encodes 200 amino acids. Gene Ontology annotation, biological process: mRNA 3'-end processing.
GUUUCGGAGCGGCAAGAGCCUGAAACACACUGCGUCGCUGACUCCACCUCUAUUUGGAUCUUCAGGCGCUUCUUCGAUUCUCCUGCGCCUUCCAGUGAGACUCGCCGAGGAGCAACAUGUUACCGUCUCAGGUUGUCAACACAUACCCUCUUUCCAGCUACACCUUCGGUACCAAGGAGCCCAAGAUGGAGAAGGACACGUCCGUCGCUGAUCGUCUUGCUCGUAUGAAAGUCAAUUACAUGAAAGAAGGAAUGAGGACCAGCGUGGAGGGCAUCUUACUGGUACAAGAACACAAUCAUCCUCACAUACUUCUUUUACAAAUUGGUAAUACCUUCUGUAAACUUCCAGGGGGGCGCCUCAAGCCAGGGGAGAAUGAGACUGAGGGCCUGAGGAGAAAGUUGACCAGCAAGCUUGGUGCUAAUUCACCAGCCCUUGUGCCAGACUGGCAGAUAGGUGAGUGUGUGGCAAUCUGGUGGAGGCCAAACUUUGAAACCAUUAUGUAUCCAUACUGCCCUCCUCACAUAACAAAACCGAAGGAGUGCAAAAAGCUUUUCCUCGUCCACUUAUCUGAGAGGGAGUAUUUUGCAGUGCCCAAAAACCUUAAGCUUCUUGCUGUCCCAUUGUUUGAACUGUAUGACAAUGUUCAGAGAUAUGGCCCUGUUAUAUCCACCAUUCCUCAGCAGCUCUCCAGAUUCCAGUUCAAAAUGAUCACUAAUUGAAUUUAAAUCAGGAUCUUCUGUCCUGGCAGCAUGUUACUGCGGUUCUUCGGUAUUCCAAGAACAAGCAGGGUUUAUCCUUUGUUAUCAUAGCAUAGGCAGCCUAGGGUGCCGGAUUUGAAAUUUAAGUUUCUGGAGAGAAGUAGGGAGAGAGAGACUGACCAGAGUUUACUUUUAUGACAUGGUUUCUAUGUUAACUUGUUGGACUAUCAAUUGAUGUAUUGACUGAUUCUUGUAUUUGUACAAGUUACAAUCUUGUGUUUGUCUUGAGUCCUGGAAGGGUACUCUUUGUACUGCUAACAAGUAGUUAAGCUUGCUCUUGGAAAGAGUGGGGUGACCAGGGUCUGAUUGCUGUUGCAUCGUGAUUACCGUGACACCAGGUGUAGCAGAUGUGAUCCAAGUUGUCCUGAUUUUGUUUGUCUUGUAUGACAUUUUCUACUAGCUUCAAUUGAGUCUGUAGUUAGAGGAUAGGGUGAUAGGUGUUAAUUUGAUUCCCGUACAAGAUUUAAAGUCACAGCUUCAUUAUGUGGGAUUCGGAUGAAAAAUGUUUUUGUAUGCUUUUGUAUGGUAAAGCCUGGAGUUGACAUAUCUUAGAAAUUGGAGUUUGAGGUUUGUAAUGUUUAACGAACUGGGUUUUGUCGGAAAUAUUAAUAGGCGGGCAUCAAUUUUUGUAAAUUGAAUCUUUUACAUUCAUGUACCAGCAUUCUAUGCACAAAUAUUUUUGUGAUUUCUGAUUU